AUGGCAGGCGGCCCCAAAUCCGAGGGCGCCGCCCCAGCUCGCCCCCAGACGACGCUGGUGCUCGACAAUGGCGCCUACACGCUCAAGGCAGGCCUCGUUGCGCGCGGCAGCAAAGACGACGACACGGCCGCGCCCCUCGUCAUCCCCAACUGCAUCGCGCGCGACCGGGCGCGGAACAUCUACGUCGGCGCCGACAUCGACAAGUGCCGCGACUGCGGCGAGAUGCAGUUCCGCCGCCCCGUCGAAAAGGGCUUCAUCGUCAACUGGGAGGCGCAAAAGGAGAUUUGGGACCAUCAUCUCUUCCGCGGCCCGCUCAAGUGCGAUCCUGCCGAGACGCGCCUCGUCUUGGCCGAGCCGCCCAGCGGUCUGCCCGCGCUGCAGGCAAACUGCGACCAGGUCGUGUUUGAGGAGUAUGGCUUUGCGAGCUACUACCGUGGUGUUGGCCCUGCUUUCAACGCCUACCACGACAUCCAGGGCCUCUUCCAGACCCUCCGAGACGCACCAACCGUCGCCAACGCGCCCGCCGAAGUCGUCCUCGUCAUCGACUCGGGAUACUCACACACGACCGUCACCCCCGUGCUGCGCGGCCAGCCGCUUCACCCGGCCGUGCGCCGGCUCGACGUGGGCGGCAAGGUGCUCACAAACUAUCUGACGCGCCUCAUCUCCAUGCGCCACUUUGACAUGCGCAACGACACCUACAUUGUCAACGAGAUGAAGGAGCAGGUGUGCUUCGUCUCGGCAGACUUCAAGGCCGACCUCGAGGCCUGCUGGAAGGGCACGCGCGGCGACCGGCGCCGCCAUCAGGGCCUCCUCGCCUCGUCCGGCGACCUCGUCAAGGACUAUGUCCUGCCCGAUUUCCACACCCGCGCCAGGGGCAUCGUCCGCGACUACGACCCGGCGCGGCACUCUAAGGCGCGCAAGGUGGCGGCGGCUGCCGGCGCCGCGGCCGGCGCAGACGAGGACGUGGUGACGUUGCGCAACGAGCGCUUCGCCGUGCCCGAACUCAUCUUCAACCCGUCCGACAUGGGCCUCCGCCAGCCCGGCCUGCCCGACCUGGUCCAGCAGUCGCUGCGCCAGUUGCCCCUCGGCCUCUGGCCCGGCCUCGUUGCAAACGUCAUCGUCGUCGGCGGCAACGCCCUCUUCGACGGCUUCAUCCAACGCCUACAACGCGACGUGGUGCAGCGCCUGCCCGCCGACUGCGUCGUCCGCGUCGCCCGCCCUGCCGACCCCGUCACUAGCACCUGGCGCGGCGCCGCAAACAUGGCCACCAGCGCGCACAUGGACCGCGUCGCCGUCACAAAGCUCGAGUACGAAGAGCUCGGCGCCGCCCUCGUCGCCCGCAAGUUCGCCGCUGGCCUCCACGGCCCUUGA
Hirsutella rhossiliensis is the source of this 1371-nucleotide messenger RNA. Its product is annotated as actin domain-containing protein. Gene Ontology annotation, cellular component: Swr1 complex. Bases 1 to 1371 code for a protein of 456 amino acids. The transcript has 2 exons. The record is from RefSeq and is a predicted model, not a curated record. NCBI's taxonomy places the organism in Eukaryota, Fungi, Ascomycota, Sordariomycetes, Hypocreales, Ophiocordycipitaceae. Gene Ontology annotation, molecular function: nucleosome binding.